Oncorhynchus mykiss (rainbow trout) is the source of this 8029-nucleotide messenger RNA. The record is from RefSeq and is a predicted model, not a curated record. NCBI's taxonomy places the organism in Eukaryota, Metazoa, Chordata, Actinopteri, Salmoniformes, Salmonidae.
CCGGAUGCUGAUGCUGCCGUAUCGUAUGAGGAGGAGAAGAAGAGGGGAGAGAGAAAAAAAUAACGUGUUUUUUUGCGGCCAGAAGGGAGGCUAUCCCGUGAUGGAUUGUGGAUGCAAAGAACUUCGACAGACAAGCAGAUAUUUUUCGAAUCGCUUUUGAAGCUGCAUCUUUCUGCACAAGGACGCCGGUGAAGGAUGAUUCUUGGAACCAGCCGCGACAGGAGCGCGAGCGGGGAUGGUGUGAUAUGUCCAUAGACGGCGAGGGAGGGAGGGGAGAGUGCACGGGAAAGAAAGAGGGAGGGAGGAGAGUACUACGCCAGCUAAAUAUGCUUUUUUUUUUUUUUUUUGUAGAACCACGAUGUAUUACAACCAUCCAAUCGAGCGUUUCACAUAAAUAGAGAAAACGAUUAUUUCUCGAAAGAAAAAUAACAUUUUGGUCUGAACAGAAACGCAAAGUGAAAUUGUUGACAGACGUUGACUGGGGGAAUACAGAUUGAGAGAAGUCUAGGCUAGUCCGAACGGGUGCGGAUAGCAGGGUGGCUGUUUUGACGCUCUGUUACCCUCUAUUUCCUGAUACCAGGCCCUGGGAUAAUCCGAAGAGUGCACCGGAUAUUGGGAAAACCACCCCUCUGAGGCUAUAACGGAAAAUUACUAUUCAUAUAGCCUGAAGGACGGAGCAGAGAUAGUCUACAUACCAAAAUGAGACAAAAAGAGGUGGAGGAAGACACAAAUAUGUUACGAUGAUAAGAUUCUUUACAAAUGUCGUUAUUAUGUUAUUAUAAGGAUCACUUAUGACAGCAUCGGGUGUAGGCUAUGAGGUGCAGAAUUGUGUGCAAUCUAGCCGUUAAAUUGAGCCUAUCUGAUGAAAUAGUUUUUGAUAGGCUAUUCCAGCUGCUUACAUCUAUCUGUCUAUACCAAUAUGAACAAUAGGACACAUUUAUUACGUCUAUUGUUAAUAAUAAUUGUAAUUCAUAAUAACUUCCGUUAUUUUGGACUUCUCAAAUAUGCACCUGUCAAAAUCUCCGUACGAGUUUCCCUCUUCCACUUUCUAACGUCCCCUUGUUUCAUUCCUGUUUAGUCAAUUCACGGUCGUUGAUAAUAAACUUGAGUUUACCGAAUUUAUAUGACGGAAAAUGUAUGCAAUAGCCGCAUAGAAAAGGGCAAGUGCACGGGAGUAGCCCUGCCGAGACUAUAGGCCACGAUAUUGUCAUCACGACUACAACCGCUCUCUCCAUUCCUCCCUGUGACAACAUCGCUAGGCGUCUGUAAUGUUAUUACCGCGGAGCCGUUCUGCCGCCAGGACCGACAGCUAUACAUUCCUCCUGAAAAAAACUGUGAGUUGAUCUCCUUAUCAUCAUAUCAUUUCGCUUUCAACGCACGGACAUCAUGACAAGCAAGGAGCUGUCCGUAGGCCAGUCGGCCCAAUACGUCGGGCCUUACCGGUUGGAGAAAACCCUUGGGAAGGGGCAGACGGGUUUGGUGAAGCUGGGAGUCCACUGUAUCACGGGACAGAAGGUGGCCAUAAAGAUUGUGAACCGAGAGAAGCUGUCUGAGUCUGUCCUCAUGAAGGUGGAGAGGGAGAUAGCUAUACUAAAACUAAUAGAGCACCCUCAUGUGCUGAAGCUGCAUGAUGUUUAUGAGAAUAACAAAUACCUGUAUCUGGUGUUGGAACAUGUCUCAGGAGGAGAGUUAUUUGACUACCUGGUGAAGAAGGGCAGACUGACGCCUAAAGAGGCCAGGAAGUUCUUCAGACAGAUCAUCUCAGCGCUGGACUUCUGCCACAGUCACUCUAUAUGUCAUAGAGACCUGAAGCCUGAGAACCUGCUCCUGGAUGAGAAGAACAACAUCCGCAUCGCUGACUUCGGCAUGGCUUCCCUACAGGUGGGAGACAGCCUGCUAGAGACCAGCUGUGGAUCUCCUCACUACGCGUGUCCAGAAGUUAUCCGAGGGGAGAAGUAUGACGGUCGCAGGGCAGAUGUGUGGAGCUGUGGAGUCAUCCUCUUUGCACUGCUGGUGGGAGCUCUACCCUUUGACCAUGACAACCUGCGCCAGCUCCUUGAGAAGGUGAAGAGUGGGGUGUUCCACAUGCCCCACUUCAUCCCCCCAGACUGCCAGGCCCUGCUCAAAGGAAUGAUCCAGGUCAACCCUGACAAGAGACUCACGCUAGAAGCCAUACAAAAACACUCCUGGUAUCUUGGUGGUCGUAACGAGCCGUGCCCGGAGCAGCCUCCUCCCAGGCGUGUGUGUGUGAAGAGGAUCGUGUCGCUGACCGAGCUGGACCCUGAUGUGCUGGACAGCAUGCACUCGCUGGGCUGCUUCAGAGACCGGGGGAAACUGACCCAGGACCUGCAGUGUGAGGAAGACAACCAGGAGAAGAUGAUCUACUACCUCCUCUUGGACAGGAAAGAGCGUUACCCCAGCUGUGAGGAUGAAGACCUGCCGCCCAGGAACGAUAUAGGUCUCCCAGCAGAUCCCCCUAGGAAGCGGGUGGACUCUCCCAUGCUGACCCGUCAUGGCCGGUGCCGGCCGGAGAGGAAGAGCCUGGAGGUGCUGAGUGUGACGGAGCAGGGCUCCCCAACACCCACGCGCAGGGCGCUGGACACCUCCGCACACAGCCAGAGGUCUCGUUCAGUCAGUGGCGCUUCAACAGGGCUCUCGUCAAGUCCUCUCAGCAGUCCCAGGGUCACCCCUCAGGGGUCUCCACUCCCCACCCCCCUGGGCACCCCCGUCCACCACCCCCAGCACCCCCCGCCCACCCCUCCCUCCUCCUCCUCUUCCUCCUCCUCCUCACGGGCGGAGGGAGGCGGCGGGGGUGUGGGCGGGGGCGGAUCCCUCUCCCUAACUCCACCCUCCAGCCCCGGAGGCAGCGGGGGGAUGGCCGCCAGUAGCUCCGCCCACUGGAGGACACGCCUCAACUCCUUCAAGAACAACCUGCUGGGUUCGCCACGCUUCCACCGACGCAAACUGCAGGUUCCAACACCGGAGGACAUGUCCAGUCUAACUCCAGAAUCAAGCCCAGAGCUGGCCAAGAAGUCGUGGUUUGGGAACUUCAUCAGCCUGGAAAAGGAGGAACAGAUAUUUGUUGUCAUUAGAGACAAACCGCUUAGUUCCAUCAAAGCUGAUAUAGUCCACGCCUUCUUGUCUAUCCCGUCUCUGAGUCACAGCGUCAUCUCCCAGACCAGCUUCAGAGCCGAGUAUAAGUCCUCUGGUGGCCCCUCCGUCUUCCAGAAGCCUGUUAAGUUCCAGGUGGACAUCGCCUUCUCUGAGGGAGAGAGGGAGAGAGAGAGGGAGCGUGCCGAGAGGGAAGGAAAGAGGGAAACUGGCAUCUACAGCGUGACGUUCACUCUCAUAUCAGGUCCAAGUCGCAGGUUCAAGAGAGUGGUGGAAACGAUUCAAGCCCAGCUACUUAGUACUCAUGAUCAGCCAUCUGUGCAGGCACUGGCUGAUGAGAAGAAUGGGCAGCUGACCUCGCGUCCGCCCGGCACCCCGACCCGGCAAAACUCCCGACGUUCGGAAGGAGGCGGGGACCGGGGCGAGAAGUGUGAGCGUGGUGACGCAGGGAUAGGGGGCAGCGGGAGCGUGCUUCAGAGGAAGGGCUCGGGUAAAGACAAGACCAGACUCCUUUCCUCCAACGGGACACAGUCUCAGCCCUGAGGGAACAUUGUGGAAACAGACAUCAACAGAACAAGAUAGGGCAGACCGUUAGAGAGGGAUGACAUUAGAGAACAACACAGACAAAAACCCCUCAGACUACCACUACCGCCAUCACCACUACCACCGUCACAUCUACCGAACCACCUGACCCAGCAAUCAUCAUCACAAACCACUGCUUCAACCUGAAACGGGCCCGACCAGAUAGUUGGCCACCAAGAUAGAAGAAAGAAAAGAGAGGACGAGAGGAAAACGCAGUGUCACUCAUGGACUUGCUUCAGAAGAGAAGCCAAGAUCAGAAAAAUGUCUAAGUGUACAUUUGAAGUACAACACAUCAUGCAACUGUCAACAACAAUAUGGAGCCAGUAAAAUAAUCAGGAAGACUUGUACGGGGAAAGGCAGGCUCCGAAUGGUUAAAGGAUAAAUAGAUGUUUUUUUUAAGUUAUCCGGUCUACAACCAAUAAGAUGAAAACCUUUGUGGAAUUCCAGAAAUAAUAAUUAUAACAGCGUUUCCUAGUUGGCGUGGAUCCACUUUUAAGUUUGACCCAACAUCCUUUUUUUUGGGGGGGGGGGGGGGGUCAGUGAGAGUGAAAUAUUACGGGUCAAGUCAAUUUAGUGGCGGUCGGGGAAACGGACAGGUUGGGUCCUUUCACCGGAUUCUCAGUGACGAUAAGUUACGAGAACAGAACAGAAACCUGGAACAGAAACAUGGUACAGAAACAUGGUACAGAAACAUGGUAGAAUUGAAGAUAAGGGUGAGGAAGACUGCAUCAAAAUCAGAGUGACGCGUCCGAUUGCAUCUUUUCAUCCAAGUCGCUCCAAAGACGUCAAUACAGCCAUUUGAACAAAAUAAAGACAAAUACCUGUUUGUCUCCAUAACGAAACAGCACAAUUGUACGAUUCCUAAAAUACAAUUGAAACAAACUUAUGAAAACCAUCUUGCCUUGAAGUGAGGAUUCAGCAAACGGAUAUCUCUACGGAUAUCACCCAAGUUGAAGAAAAAGAACGGACAAGGCAUGGAAGAAUGUCUCAACGCACCCCCCCCCCCCCCCCCCCCCCCCCCCUCCCACUACGACUGACAUCUGGAACACGGAGAGACUUCAAACAGAUGAGUGAACGACAUAAUUGGAAUCGUUCGAGUAAUUUGGAGCCCUCAGCAGGUCCUCAGAAUGAGGUGCUCAGAUGAAGAUGUUGUGGUUCACAGGAAGUUACCGUCAUCAGUUGUGUUCAUUCCGCGAGGACUGGACCCAGCCCUCCACAUCCAUUAUUGUCUUCGACAGAAAACAACCAACCCUCCCUCCCUUACGUUCCCAAUAUGGCCGACAUGGGGCACUGAAUGAUGCGGCUUUUGAAAAGGCCCUAGACACCUAGACGGAUUUGUUCUGUUAAGAGAGCAGAAAGAGGGAGGGAGGGGAGGAGGUGGAAAAGCUCAUUUCAAGAAACAAAAAGAGAGACUUUGUCUUAAGGAUGACAGAGAGAAAGACAUUGAAACUGAUGCACACUCAUUCCCAGGAGAGGAAAGAAACAGACCACACACAAAAAUAAUGAAAUCCAUUUUGUUUUUUUGUUUCAUUUUUCCUUUUGUUUAUGUGAUUUGAGCGCAAAUGAGUUUGAUGUUUGCCGCCAACAAAAUGGAGGAUAACGCUAACCAAGUGAAUGUCAAAAACGGAAAAAAAACACUAUUGUAAAAGUAUUUUAUUUCAUUUGUCAUAGAUUUAUUUAAUAUUUAUUUAUGUAUUUAAUUGUUGAUUUAUAUAUUGUAAAGUGGAAAGGGAAGAUGCUGACAAGAAUAGAGGGGAAAGUUCUGUUGGAAUAUUGGAACAGCAUUGAAACGGACAAAAAUGGCUGCUUGCAGGAGAAACCAGAUUGAACCGUCGUUUCCAGAGCAGGACAGAAAACAACCUCUUGUCCAAUCAUUCCUCAAUGUUUUAGAAACCAAUGCUGCAAAAAUCCUUCCAGAUCCUUUUUGAUGUUGUGUCUUUAUUGUUGAUUUGUCUUUGUUUGGUAAUAAUGAAGAUCAUUUCCAGUUUUAAAGCAACAAAACAAGGCAAAAACAAAACACAUUUUAAGAAAUGAGCCAAGGAUAGAUUUGAUGCUUUGGGAAUUUCUGGGAUGGCAAAAAAAAAUAAAAAUGAAAAUCUUUCAUGAAGUAAAUAAAAAAUGAUUGCAUAGACACUUGAAAAAGCAGAGGAGAGCAGGAAAGGGUGGGGGGGGGGUAGUAAUCUCCAAUUCCUUCUCUGUCACAUUCUGCUAGAAUGUUGUUACUUAAGAGGACAAAGAUAUGGACACGCCACAUAAAAACACUGACUGAGGGCCCAACCCCACGUGCAGAACACAAACAGUAUUCGCACACACACACACACACGGACCCUUCAAAAACAGAAAACCUCCUGUUCUUUCAGAGAAAAAAAAAACAACAACAAUUAAAAACUGGACCUUAACAUUGGAACGCACUGUCCUAAAAGACACCAAACACGUUGUGGUUUCCCCCUACCAUCCCUUUCGCCCUUGGCCACUGCCCCCCACUUCCUUCAUUACGACCCCCCACGUACCCCUUCCCCUUGCAAAGAGCACCAAAAGUAAACGCAGGUUUCGUUCUAGUCUCUCUCUAGUCCCUCGUCAUCAGUCGACACCUUGUUGUUUCAUGCCACCGCCAUUAAGCCCCUAUUAUCAGUCUCACCCUGCCUCACGUGACCGCUGUGACCACGACACAGUAACUGAGACUGGGCACACCACGUCCCCAUCAGCCAUCAUCACACUUCAUAUCAGUCCGAGUCAACACGCUGCUACCAUAGCACACAACUCCUCGUACAGCAAACAGGGGCGGUUCUGUAGCUAGGAGACGUAGAACAGUAGGUUAUUGUAACUCUUUACUUAGCGUACUCUCUGUCUACUGGAUACUUCCCUGGUGUGAAACGGCCAUUUACCAUGAAAUACGAAAAGAGUGGGAGGCAGUCUUCCUCUAUUUCCUGACCUGGGGCUCGUCUUGCUCCCCUUCCAACACAGCAAAGAACACGAUUAUGGCUUGUUGACUUUUAGUAGCUCACCUCUCAUUGUAGCUCACACCCUUCACUCAAGGCCUUUUGGCAGGAAUCAUGUACCCAUUUUCCUAAUAUCGUGCCGACUCGAACCGUACUGUGCUGUCUUGGAUAUUUUCCUUUCACAUUGUCCUUUCCAGCAUGGCGGAUGUGUAACCAUGCUGGCCGAGCUAGUCUCCAAUGAAAUGCUGCAUGACACUACUGGAAAGCAAUGUAGGGGGUGAUGACUGAAUGUUUUUGUUUUUUUACUGCAUUAAUAUAGGUGGCAUAUGAAUCCAGCACCGUCCUGCACAGAAUAGUAGUUGUAAGAGUUUGCAUAGCCAGGAAUGAGUUUUGGCGCCUUAAGAUGAUGCGUACGGAGGGAGGUACAUGCCUGUUAUAUUUGCUCGACCUGUCCGUUUUGUUCCGAGCCCUCAUCCUACUCCCCGCCACAUUCUAAUGCUAGGUCAGGGGUCAUGUGAAUGGGAGCGAGAUGUGACACAAGACGACCCCACAGUCUUUCAUUCUCCAUUACCCUGUGCUUUAAACCAGAGAGGGAUAGUGGGAGACAGCGUUACCCCUACCUUUUGUAUAGGUGGGGUAAACCUCUCCCUGCCUAUUUCUGUUGCUCCACGUCUAAAAGAGUUUGGCUUCUAUUGGUUUCAAUUGGCGUUGUUGAGGCCAAAGGGCCUGGACGUUGCUGUUACUGAGAGCUUGGACGCCCCGCCUAGGGGAAACUAGGGGAAAAACUGUCUGGAGAUACAACUAGAGCGAAACCCUUCUUAGACAUUGUGUGUAAAUAACCGUUCAAAGUAAAUGAUGGGAUGAGGGGGAGAAGUUUGACCCCCAUUGCGGGUGAAUCUUACAACAAAAGGCCCCCUCUCUCUCCAACCAACUCAACCCCCUCCUUGCCCCCUUCCUACACCCUCAUUAUCUCUUUGUAUCUCUUCUUGAACCCCCCACCCCCCCCAAUCCUCUUAUCCAGAUGAAAAUACCUCAACCCCAGCCCAUCCUUAUAUAAUCACACCCCUCCCCAUGUGUCUGUCCAUUGUAUACAGUAUGAAACCAUGUCUUGAUUCUUUAUUCACCCUGUACUCACAAUAUGAUUAUUGUUGUCAUCAUUAUUGAUCAUUCCAAGAUUGUAAAACUGUUAUCCCCCCCCCCCCCCCACUUCAUACACAGUAGAACAAAACAAUUCUUAAAAAUUCAAAACAGAAAUUUGGGGGAAAACAACAUGAUGAGGAGGAUUAAAUAAGAAAUGUCUGUAUUAUAUAAAAAAUAAAAAAUGAAAGUGCACUAUUAUGAUUAUUAUUAUUAUUGCCUGUGAUAAAUAAAGAACAAUAAACUACAUCAGAAGUUAA